GUGACGCUCAACCGGAGAAAAGUAAACUGUUUUCAGUUGAAGCUGUGGUUAGCCCGUCUUAUUGCUCUGACAGAGGAGUACGAUGUCCCGCAAAGCGCUCAAAGUGGUGGUUGAAAUAAAGUUCAGAGCGGUUUCUUGUCCUGGAGUUCAUCUGCCAGCCAAGGAUGACAUCUACCUCAGCAUAUGCUUCAUGGGCCAGUACCGUCAGUCUGAAUGUCUCCCCGCCGUCUUUCCUCUGCUGUUUCAUGAGAUGAUGACCUUUGAAAAGAUUUUCAGGCAUGCAGUUGAUCCUGGAGACAUCGCUGUGAUGCUUGAGUAUGAGACAGUCACAAUAGAAUUGGUGCAGCUUAUUCCUCCAGUGGCAGACACUCUGGCUUACUUUGAAGAAGACACUCGACGAUUCUUAUUUCCGGAACCUAAACUGGUUCCCUCCUUCUCUGGAGUGGAUCAAGAGAUUCUGAUGACCCGAGCCCCUCACUUUCAAGGCAUUGCUCCAAGGUUGGAGUUUUCCACCAAAACAACCAUCAUUGAGUGCUCAGCUGACGCCGAGAUCAACAUUUACCCCAAUGUGCCCAUGAAUCCAGUGAUAAAGAGGAACAGGAAACACUCCAGCAGACCCAGGAGCUCAUCUCCUCAGAGAAGACAACCUCAAACCCUGGGAAAGAAACAAGGUGGCAGGGCAUACAGAGAAAACCGCACCAGGUCACUGUCUCACACUCCAGGACCACAGUCCCUGUCCCCUCUGAGAACUGGAAACACAAAGAGGCUGGAGCAGCUCAGCCUGGACUCUACAGCUUUAGACCUGGCUGACUGGGACCAGACCAGCAUCUCCCAGAAUAUGCUGGCUUCAUGGCCUGGAGCCAGCCGGUCUGACUCGCCUCACUGCUCUGCAGUGUUUACCAACUCUUUUUCACCUUUGACCAGCUCCUCAUCAGUGAGAUAUUUUCCAACUGGCAGAAGAAAAUCCUUAUCCAAUGGAGUUCUUGGAGGAAUAUCCGAAAGCUACUCCAGCUCUUCAGAAACACAUGACUCCCUUGGCUACCACCAAGAUCAUGACUCUUCAGGGCUGUGGCGGUCUUACAGGUCCCAGUCCAGCUCUCACAAAGAAUGGGAAGAGGUCCAAGAGCGUGUUCGGGGACUCCUUACCACACCUAAAGCUGUACGCCGACUUGUGUAUGGGGCCACACACUCAGAGGUAAGCGAGGUAUUAUCCAGGAGGUCCAUCUCUCCAGGUCCACCCUGAUGACCAGGCCAGGCUCUGGAAUGGUGAAGUGAACCUGCUCUUGUGCC
Messenger RNA from Epinephelus fuscoguttatus (brown-marbled grouper), 1290 nucleotides. RefSeq names its product spermatogenesis associated 6-like (gene spata6l). Gene Ontology annotation, biological process: spermatogenesis. Gene Ontology annotation, molecular function: myosin light chain binding. NCBI's taxonomy places the organism in Eukaryota, Metazoa, Chordata, Actinopteri, Perciformes, Serranidae. The record is from RefSeq and is a predicted model, not a curated record. The coding region runs from base 83 to 1243 and encodes 386 amino acids. The transcript is spliced from 13 exons.